AUGCAUGAAUUAUUUUUGAUAUUUGAUAAGUAUGACCUUUCUCUAGCUGAUGUCUCCGCUGAGAAGGUCAGCGAAUUAGAGAUCCAACUCGCUGAGCGCAUUGUUGAACUACUUGUCGAUCUUCAAAGUCAGCUGCCCACUCGGAGGUACACGCAUCUUGUCAUUGACUACAAACACGUAGUAGUAAAAUGUAUGCGUUCAAAAUUUUCUGCGGCGCUCUCCAAAGAUAGCGUUUUUAACCGUCUGGUCGAGCUUCUGCGUUUUUAUAUGGGCUUUGAAAUCAACAACAUUACAGGCGCUGCUCUUACGGAGACGGAAAUGGAGGCGCUUCAUUACGGCGCUAUUAAAGAACUCCAACGGCUUGCUUUCACCGACUUUCCUGAACUUGAAGAAUUAGCCAUGACUAGCGUGUCUAGCAUCGACUCCAAAGAAAAGUUGCUUGUUCACUUGAAACCGCUUUCGGACGAACGGCUCCUAGAGCUGGCGCAACGGCUGUACCUGGUGCCAGCUGCAACCUCCGUCGACCGCAAUUUGCUGUGUGACGUCAUAACUGAGAAGUACGUGAGGCGGAUGAGCCAGAUCGACGCCAUCAAUAGGACUCCCCUCUUUCCUUCGGAAGACACAUUGUUUUACAGUAACAUUCCCGAUAAAUACUUCGGAGAUAUCUGCUUAGCCUUGCCUAAACUUAACCUUCAGUUUUUGACGCUACAUGACUAUCUGUUGCGUAACUUAAAUCUCUUUAUGUUGGAGAGUUUUUACGAGAUUCGGGAGGAUAUUAUAGAUGUGAUCAAGAGAAUGCCUGCUUACACCGAUGGCGAAGGGCGGACCCACUUUGGGGGAUGGGCGCGCAUGGCGGUACAGAUGGACACUUUUUCUAUUGUGGAGGUCGCCAAACCCAAUUUGGGCGAGUUUAAGCCUAGCAAAGUCAGAGCGGAUAUCUCGUUUGACACCAGUCUGCUUCGCGCCAACAUAAAGACUGAGUGGGACAAUUUAAGAAGACAUGACGUGCUUUUUUUGGUAGCAAUUCAAGGAAGCCCGCAUCGCAUCGGCAAGCCCGACCCCAAGCACCCCUUUUUGCCUCAACGUUACGGCGUCCAGUAUGUACGGGGGUGCGAAGUUGAGGGUUACUUGGACAAUGACGGAAGCUUGUACGACGACGCCUACGAAAAGCCAAAACAGUUCAAGGGGCCUAUCCGCACCUUGCGCGUGUGGCUAGACACCAAUCAAUACUUUCAAGAUAUAAAUGGCGACAAGCAGGAUGCUUAUGACCAUCUUAACUUGAUUAUCCGGAGGAAACCUAAAGAGAACAACUUCAAAGCAGUACUUGCGACCAUUAAGGACCUUAUGAAUACCCAUUGCGUCGUGCCCGACUGGCUUCACGAUGUGUUUUUGGGCUAUGGUGCUCCCGACUCUGCCGCUUACUGGACGCUGGUCGACUAUAAAAAGUCGCACACGUAUAAUUUUAAUGAUACCUUUGUGGACUUGGAACAUCUCCGUGCGAGCUUUCCUCGUCAGCAGAUAGAGUUUGAUUCUAGUGACCCCUCCGAAUUCAUAACGCCUCCUUUUAAGAUCACUUUCCCCGCUCGCAGUCAGCCACUCUUAAAGGAGGGGGAUAUCCUUGUUGUUAAGCCAUAUAAGCACGUGAAUAUGGGUCCGUACCCCCAAAAUGUCCCCCGCACGAAUGUUAUAAGGUUCACUCCAGUGCAAGUUGAGGCCAUUGUUUCUGCCAUGUACCCUGGGCUCACCAUGGUGGUCGGUCCGCCAGGCACCGGCAAAACUGACGUUGCCGUGCAGAUCAUAUCCAAUUGGUACCACAACAACCCCGAGCAAAGGACUCUACUAAUAACCCAUUCGAACCAGACUCUUAACCAGCUUUUUGAAAAAAUUAUAUAUCUGGAUAUUGACGAGAGACAUCUGCUCCGGUUGGGGAUGGGAGAAAAAGAUAUCGAUAGUAAAAAAGUCUUUACUAAGUAUGGUCGGGUCAAUUACAUCCUCGAGCGCCGCCUGUUGCUGCUUGACGAAGUCCAAAGAUUGGCGGAAAGCUUUGGCGUUCAAGGCGAUAUCGGGUACACUUGUGAGACAGCUGGCUACUUUUACCUCUACAGUGUCCUUGCAAAGUGGGAAGAGUUCUUAAGCAAGAUCCGCCAUACAGCGGAAGAUGCUGAGUUGGUCUCCAAAGCUUUCCCGUUCCACAAGUACUUUGCCAGUGCUCCACAGCCUUUGUUUAAAAAGAAAAGUUUAAGGGAAGACUUUGAGAUUGCGGAAGGGUGUUUUCGGCACCUUAAAAAAAUCUUUACUGAGCUGGAAGAGUUUAAAGCAUUUGAGAUACUCCGGACGGGCUCGGACCGGGUGGAUUAUCUGCUCGUGAAGGAGGCAAAGAUUAUUGCGAUGACUUGCACCCACGCCGCCCUAAAACGGGCUGACCUCGUGAAGCUUAGAUUUCAGUUCGAUAACGUGCUUUUGGAAGAGGCUGGGCAAAUUCUUGAAAUCGAGACAUUUAUUCCUUUGAUGUGUCAGAACCCUGAAGAUGGACGAAACCGGUUGAAGCGGGUAGUAUUGAUCGGGGACCACCAUCAGCUGCCGCCCAUUAUUAAGAAUCAGGUGUUUCAAAAGUUUUGCAACAUGGAGCAGUCCAUGUUUUCUAGGUUUAUACGGCUCAACGUGCCCGCCGUCCAUCUCAAUGCACAGGGCCGUGCUCGUCCAUCCAUUGCCACUCUUUUUCGUUGGAGAUAUCGGGAUUUGGGGGAUCUGGACCAUGUCCACCUCGGCGACCAGUUUAAAACCGCUAAUGCCGGUUUUUUGUAUGAAUACCAAUUUAUCGAUGUCCAGGAUCUUAACGGAGCUGGCGAGACUCAUCCGCAGCCCUAUUUCUACCAGAAUUUAGCGGAGGCAGAGUACGUUGUUUGGACUUUUAUGUACAUGAGGCUUCUGGGCUAUCCAGCGAAGGAUAUCUCGAUCAUUACGAGUUACAACGGCCAGAAGCACCUCAUCAGAGACGUUUUGAACAGUCGCUGUGCGUGGAACCCACUCUUUGGUCUUCCUUAUAAAGUGACCACUGUGGACCGCUAUCAGGGCCAACAAAACGACUAUAUUCUGCUUUCCCUCGUGCGCACCAGAAAUAUCGGUCACAUCCGCGACGUGAGGCGUUUGGUUGUAUCCCUCUCGCGUGCUCGGCUUGGGCUUUACGUGUUUGGCAGAGAGUCUUUGUUUUCAAGCUGCUUUGAGUUUCGAGAGCCGUUGAGACUUUUUAAAGAAAGACCUACCAAGCUUGUUAUGGUCCCCUUUGAAAUCUUUCCCACCAAUCGACAAGUGGAUGAUAUCAUACCUCCUAAUCAUUGCAGAAGUAUUAAUGACGUUAUAGAAAUGGCCAAGGUGAUAUCUGAACUCCAAAAACAGUACGAAACACAAGCAAAUAAUGACAAUAAAUAAAAUUAUUAACAUCACACCCUUUUUAAUCAUACACGUUGCGAUAUUUAUUUGGACUCUACCAUCAACUUUUUUGUAGAUUCCGUUAGCCCUUAUUUCUCUGUAAAAUUGGUCUAAUAAACUAGUG
Zophobas morio is the source of this 3553-nucleotide messenger RNA. Its product is annotated as RNA helicase aquarius-like. The transcript is spliced from 36 exons. NCBI's taxonomy places the organism in Eukaryota, Metazoa, Arthropoda, Insecta, Coleoptera, Tenebrionidae. The record is from RefSeq and is a predicted model, not a curated record. Gene Ontology annotation, molecular function: mRNA binding; helicase activity. Gene Ontology annotation, cellular component: catalytic step 2 spliceosome. Bases 1 to 3429 code for a protein of 1142 amino acids.